AUGGAGACAGUCGAACAGCUUGACGACGAAAUUGGUGACCUUCACACUCGCCUAGCGACACUACAAGCCCAGCGCGCGAACCUGUCGUCAGUCCUGUUGUCGCAACCCCACCUCGCAGCACGUCUUCAGAACAGAGAUGAACGCAGCAAAUCUUCCGACAAGGCCCAGCAAAUCAUCACGCAACAAUCAAAGCGCAAUCUUGAAAACGUAUAUCGUACAUGCGCUGGCGUAACUGCCUACAGAGUCAAAGAUCCGGAUCCGCAUGCAGCCAAUGACGGCAACAUCCUCGGCGUUAGCAUUGAUGUUUCUGUCGCCGAGAAAUUCAUUGAUACGUACCAUGUUCUGCUGAGCGUCCGAGACAAGGGAGACAAGAAACUUCUGAGCAUCCACAAGCACACCAUUCCUCCAUGCAUACCACUCCAACAGUUAGCUGCCAAAUGGUUACCGGGAAGCGGGAAAGAUGAGGAACAUGAUCCAGAGCAGGACUUGGUACGCUUCGGACGUCUACUGCGGAAAGAGCUUGUGAGCUGGAACAUGCGAGCUGAUGCUGUAAGAAAGUUGAGGAAAGAGACAGGGCUCAUGAAGCAAAGACGGGACAGUGAGGACUUGGCAACUGCAUCAACCAGCAAUGUCCUGAACGCAUUUGUGAGCGAUGAUGAUGCCAGUUCUGAUAUUGAGGCAUCUGAAGACGGGGAUGGAGCCGCACAUAUUCUGGACAUUGAGGCCGAUGCUGCGGUCAGACAGAUCACCAUCACAUGGUCCGACAGGCGGACAGUGGCUAUGAGCAUCACCAAAGAUGGCUGGAUCGAAAAAGCGGUGUGUAGAAAAAGAGACGGUACUCGAGAUGCAGUGCUGGGCAAGAAAGCCAUAGGACCUAUCGGUAGCCUGAUGCAAAGGCUGAUGGCUUAG
Messenger RNA from Bipolaris zeicola 26-R-13, 909 nucleotides. RefSeq lists its product as uncharacterized. The transcript has a single exon. NCBI's taxonomy places the organism in Eukaryota, Fungi, Ascomycota, Dothideomycetes, Pleosporales, Pleosporaceae. Gene Ontology annotation, cellular component: Mis6-Sim4 complex; kinetochore. The record is from RefSeq and is a predicted model, not a curated record. Bases 1 to 909 code for a protein of 302 amino acids.